Molecule: messenger RNA, 588 nt
Organism: Stomoxys calcitrans (stable fly)
Lineage: Eukaryota; Metazoa; Arthropoda; Insecta; Diptera; Muscidae
Product: histone H4-like
Exons: 2
Coding region: 1-588 (195 amino acids)
Biological process (GO): nucleosome assembly
Cellular component (GO): nucleosome
Molecular function (GO): structural constituent of chromatin; DNA binding; protein heterodimerization activity
Source: RefSeq, a predicted model, not a curated record
AUGACUGGUCGUGGUAAAGGUGGCAAAGGCUUGGGAAAAGGUGGCGCUAAACGUCAUCGUAAAGUGUUGCGUGAUAACAUCCAAGGUAUCACCAAGCCUGCAAUCAGACGUUUGGCUCGUCGUGGCGGUGUAAAGCGUAUCUCUGGAUUGAUUUACGAAGAAACCCGUGGUGUCCUGAAGGUGUUUUUGGAAAACGUUAUUCGUGAUGCUGUCACCUACACUGAACACGCUAAGCGUAAAACCGUCACCGCUAUGGAUGUCGUCUACGCUUUGAAGAGACAAGGUCGUGGUAAAGGUGGCAAAGGCUUGGGAAAAGGUGGCGCUAAACGUCAUCGUAAAGUGUUGCGUGAUAACAUCCAAGGUAUCACCAAGCCUGCAAUCAGACGUUUGGCUCGUCGUGGCGGUGUAAAGCGUAUCUCUGGAUUGAUUUACGAAGAAACCCGUGGUGUCCUGAAGGUGUUUUUGGAAAACGUUAUUCGUGAUGCUGUCACCUACACUGAACACGCUAAGCGUAAAACCGUCACCGCUAUGGAUGUCGUCUACGCUUUGAAGAGACAAGGCCGCACUUUGUACGGUUUCGGCGGUUAA